Dalotia coriaria is the source of this 687-nucleotide messenger RNA. RefSeq names its product mitochondrial ribosomal protein L54 (gene mRpL54). The transcript is spliced from 2 exons. Gene Ontology annotation, molecular function: structural constituent of ribosome. Bases 140 to 550 code for a protein of 136 amino acids. NCBI's taxonomy places the organism in Eukaryota, Metazoa, Arthropoda, Insecta, Coleoptera, Staphylinidae. The record is from RefSeq and is a predicted model, not a curated record. Gene Ontology annotation, cellular component: mitochondrial large ribosomal subunit.
CGCUUGAGGGCGUUGUUUGUACUGUAUCCUGCAAAAAUAAAUUAUAAUCUAACCUGCAAACUGCUGAACACUUAUGAGCACCGACGAGUAUUCUUCUUGAAUUUUAUUUUCACAUAUUGUAAAUAAUAAUAAAGUAAACAUGAAUAUAAAUAAUCUUUGCCGACGUAGUUUUGUACCAAUGAAAUUUACAUUAAAUCUGCCAUGUAUGACUUACUCAAAAAAAGAAACCACAGGAGUAAGCAUGGUUGGUGGUGCUCUCAAAAAGAAAAAAAUGGGUAAACUUGGGCCAAUGGCAGAGAAGAAAAUAAUGCCAGUAGAAAGUGAUGUAAACAAACUAGUCAACUUUGUGUGUGGCUCCAACAUCUACAAAACUGGUGAAGAUAUUAAAAUAAGACCAGAUUCAGAAUAUCCUGGAUGGUUAUGGAAUUUACAUAUUGGUCCAGCACUCUCACUAGAUGAACUAGAGCCUGACUCAAAAGAAUAUUUACUAAAGGUUAGAAAAAUGGCAAUGAGAAGAAACAACAAAUUGGCUCAACUGAAACAAUUUUAAGUUUUGUUUUUAUUAACAAUGUAGUUUAAUAACUUGAAUUUAAUUACAACUAUAAUUACAACUAUGAUCUCUUCCCAAAUAGUGAAGAGAAAAGUUCUGUCUGAGCCUCAUCUGUAAUAAACUCAUUAUUAACUGGG